Messenger RNA from Corvus hawaiiensis (hawaiian crow), 1056 nucleotides. It is a transcript of the gene MRPL17, whose product is annotated as mitochondrial ribosomal protein L17. The record is from RefSeq and is a predicted model, not a curated record. The transcript has 3 exons. Gene Ontology annotation, biological process: translation. NCBI's taxonomy places the organism in Eukaryota, Metazoa, Chordata, Aves, Passeriformes, Corvidae. Gene Ontology annotation, cellular component: mitochondrial large ribosomal subunit; ribosome. Gene Ontology annotation, molecular function: structural constituent of ribosome. Bases 304 to 810 code for a protein of 168 amino acids.
UUGCCGUUCGGGUGACCGAGCACUGGAACAGAUUUCCCGGAGAGGCUGCGGAGUCUCCCUCAUCGGAGACACUCAACAACCGCAUGAACGCACUCCUAUCCCGCGUGCUCCAGGACGACCCUGUUCGAGCAGGGAGGCUGGACUAGGAGUCCCGCCGUGUCCCUUUCCAACCCAACCCGUUCCGGGAUUGCGGGAUUGUGGGAUUGUGUGGCUGUGACUACAGUUCCCGGCGCGCUGUGCGGCGCUCGGGCGCUACCGGGAGGCGGCGGCGGCGGCCGGGCCGGGGGGCGGUCGAUCGGCGGGAUGCGGCUGUCGGUGGCGGCCGCCAUCUCGCAUGGCCGCGUGUACCGGCGGCUCGGGCUCAGCCCGCGGUCGCGCCUGGACCUGCUGCGGAACCUGGUGACGGCGCUGGUGCGGCAUGAGCGCAUCGAGACGCCCUGGGCGCGGGCCGACGAGAUGCGCGGCUACACCGAGCGGCUCAUCGACUACGCCAAGCGGGGGGACAAGGACGAGCGCGCCAUGCGCAUGGCGGAUUUCUGGCUGACCGAGAAGGACCUCAUCCACAAGCUGUUCAAGGUGCUGGCGCCCCGCUUCCAGCCGCACCCCGGCAGCUACACGCGCCUGCUUCAGAUCCCCAACCGGGACGGGCUGGACCGCGCUAAGAUGGCGGUGAUCGAGCUGAAGGGGAACCCGCUCCCGCCGCUCGUCCGCCCGCGCCGCGACUCCGACAAGACGCUGCUGAACCAGCUGCUCAAGGGGUACCGGCAGGACGCGCAGCGGGCGGCCGCCUCCCGGGGAACCCCUGUCUAGGGUCCCCCUGUGCCCCCAGCGGGCUCCAGGGGAGCUGCCCGCGCACCAGGGCCGGAUGCUAUCCUGGGGCACGGGAAGGGAAGGUGUGGCAGGAGGGCUGGAGGGUGAUGGAAGUUGCCGCGGCAAGGGCUGAGUUUACUGGCUGCUUCCAGUGGUUUGAAUAGUGACUCAGCAGGAGAAGGAAAUCGAGCUAGGAGGCCUGAUGGUUUAUAUUCUCUGUGUAAAUAAACUUUGUUCAAAAAGUCA